This is a messenger RNA of Ramularia collo-cygni, 1668 nucleotides long. RefSeq names its product related to sterigmatocystin biosynthesis P450 monooxygenase STCS. The transcript is spliced from 4 exons. Lineage: Eukaryota; Fungi; Ascomycota; Dothideomycetes; Mycosphaerellales; Mycosphaerellaceae. Gene Ontology annotation, molecular function: heme binding; iron ion binding; oxidoreductase activity, acting on paired donors, with incorporation or reduction of molecular oxygen. Bases 1 to 1668 code for a protein of 555 amino acids. The record is from RefSeq and is a predicted model, not a curated record.
AUGUUCGCUUUUCUCCAAUCCCAUCCUGUUUUGGCGCUGGGAUGCGCAGUCCUACUCGCGUCUGUGGGCCAGCUUCUUCGCAAAGCUCAUGCCCUCCGUUCGCAGUCCCGAAAGCUGCCUGGACCUCCCCACUCAUGGCUUUUUGGCCAUGCGAAAUCUAUGAACGAAGUUGCAUCCGCUCUUCCUCGUGCCGUACAUCCUCACCUAUAUGCAAACUCUCUAAGGCAGAAAUUCAAGCUAGGCUCGUUCUUCUACAUGGACAUUUGGCCGUUUAGUGACAGUCUCCWCGUGAUUUGCGAUCCUGAAAUCUGCCAGCAGGUCGCGCUAGAUACAAACGUGACGAAACAUCGCAGUUCGAGCGACUUCCUCAAAGAUCUAGUCGGCCCAAAUGAUAUGGUAUCCACAAGCGGCGCGGAGUGGAAGAAGUGGCGGACGAUGUUCAACCCGGGUUUCGCAACUCAACAUCUCAUGACUCUCGUACCAGGCAUCGUGUCCGACGCGGAGAUAUUCGUCAAAAAGCUCGAUGAGCAUGUCGAAGCUCAGGACGUCUUCAAGUUGGAAGAAGCAACAACACGUCUGACAGUCGACAUCAUUGGAAAGGUUGCCAUGAAUCUUGACUUCAACAUGCAGAAUGACGAGAAUGAAUGCAUCGCAGCUUUCCGCGAACAAGUUCAGCUUAUCCCAAAUGGUCUUACUUUGCUGGAAUGGUACAAUCCGUGGGGCUGGUUUCUCCGCUGGAGAAACCAAAGAAUUAUGGUGGCCUACAUUGGCAAGGUACUGGAUGCAAGAUUCGCAAGGCGACUAGCUGAUUCCGAGGGCAAAGACAAGACACCGUCACGGAAAAGUCGAACUGUACUAGACCUAGCGCUCGAUAGCUAUCUCUCUGGCGAGACUGACUCCGAAGAAAAGGUCGAGCAUAUCCGAGACGGUCCCGCUCCAGCCAUGGAUAGUGCUUUCAAGGCAGGUGUAAUCACCCAGAUUCGGACUUUUAUCUUCGCGGGCCAUGAUACCACGAGCUCAACACUAUGUUACGCUUUCUACCUCCUCUCGAAGCAUCCAUCUGCCCUCCAGCGGAUCCGGGCCGAACAUGAUGAAAUUCUCGGGAAGGAUGCAGAUACUGCAGCGGCGGCGAUCAAGGCGAAUCCCCAUCUCCUGAACAAGUUGGACUAUACUCUAGCAGUAAUCAAAGAGACUCUUCGGCUCUUUCCUCCAGCAUCCGCUCCUCGUGCAGGAGCCAAAGAUCUUUUCAUCCGCGAUCCCAAGACUGGUGAGAUGUAUCCGACAGAAGGAUACCUAGUAUGGCUGGUCCAUCAUGGAGUUCACUACAACGAGGAUGUAUGGGGACCUACGGCAGGCUUGUUUGAUCCGGACAGAUUCAUGCCUAGUAGAGCUGGUCAUGUUCCAGAGGGUGCUUUCAGGCCGUUUGAAACGGGGCCGAGGAAUUGCUUGGGGCAGAAUUUGGCGAUCUUAGAGUCGAGAGUCGUGCUGGCGUUGACUUGUAGGAAGUUCGACUUUGAAUUGAAGCUCGGAGAGGAGAGCGAGAAGAGGGCAAAGAUGUGGACGCAGGGAAAGCAGGACGUCGAUGGUGAAGAGAUGUAUCAGGUUCUUAUUGGAGCGGCGAAGCCGCGGGAGGGAAUGCCGGUGAGGGUGCGAAAGGCGAAUGUAUAA